Molecule: messenger RNA, 2583 nt
Organism: Volvox carteri f. nagariensis
Lineage: Eukaryota; Viridiplantae; Chlorophyta; Chlorophyceae; Chlamydomonadales; Volvocaceae
Exons: 7
Coding region: 1-2583 (860 amino acids)
Biological process (GO): protein O-linked glycosylation via fucose
Molecular function (GO): peptide-O-fucosyltransferase activity
Source: RefSeq, a predicted model, not a curated record
AUGUCCCUUAUACGCUUUCUGUCGCCUCGUCACCGUCGCCUCCUUCCAAACGGUCCUCUAGUGUUGGCAUGCAUUGCUUUGAUCGGCACAAGCAUAUGGAUUUAUCCUUCUACGGGUCCUAUUUCUGGAGGGGUACUGGGUGUCGAUGGUGGCGAAAGCCCCAAGUUCCUGUUGGUGCAAUGCCACCGCGGUCAAUUCUCGAACCGGCUGAAGUGCUUGAAACUUGGGAUUCUGUUGGCUAGAACUCUCCAACGCGUGCUUGUGAUGCCGAUGUUUACGGACGUUGUACCUAUGGUGGACGUGUCCAAGUACGUUAGCUUGGAGUGCUUGAGGCGGAACUCCCAGGCCGUAACUUUUGAUGAGUUUCGUGAGCACAUUUGCCAUGCUGUGGGCCUGGAGACGCCGCAGCCAGCCUCAGCAGGCACCGCACGGCCUGUGGGAAAUACCACACCAGCAGACCUUCGACGGGGUGCUUUUUGUGAGGAUGACUCGGUGCUUCAGCUGGAAACGGGCUUCAGCCUCGAAGACUACCGUGGUUACAACUGCUGGAACCGUCGGGAAGAUCUGACAAACGCACGCGAUCUGGGCAUCCAGGUAUCUGGCUGCACUCACGUGCCCCCCGCACCCGAAGCACAUUCGUACAGCCUGGCAGAAAUUCGGAGGAACUUCGCUGGCCGGACGGAGAAGGUGAUGCUGUUUCUGGACCUCUUUGGCGUCAACCUGUUGCCUAAUUUGGCAGACCUGGCAGACACGAUUGCGGAGCCUCGGCAGGUGUGCAGCUGGAUGCCUACCGAGGCGGCAGCGGCGGCCGCUGACUCAGUCAUGCAGAUCCUCAUUCCGCCACAGCAGCUGCCGCUGGGGAUCGCCACAGCUGCUGCUGCUGCUGCUAUCACUGCCGCUGGCGGCAGCGCAGCGGCUGCCGCCGCUGGCGGCAUCGGCAGCCUGAGCCUGCCUGCCCUAUUAGACCCCACAAGCCAUCGCACUUUGUCGAUGGGCGCAUCAGAUUCGGCACUGGAGCCGCCGCCUGUGCGCCUGCGUGGCGCACGUCGUUACGCGGCCGUGCAUCUGCGUCGCGCCGAUUGGUUUUACUACUGCGGCGGUUCGGGCCACUGCUUCUACAGCAUAGCGGAGGCUGCGGCCUGGCUGAACGAGACCUUGGCGGCGCGGGGCCUAGACACGCUUUACGUCGCCACGAACGCGGACAGCCGGGAGAAGAUGAUGCUGCGGCGGGCAGUGGCGGCCAGGGUGCUGUUUUGGGAGGACGCCCUGGCGCAGCUGCUCAGCUGGCAAGCAGGAAGAGCGGAGUCGGCAGCGAUGAAAGCGGCAGCGGAAGUGGUAGGGCCCGAGGAACAGGACGGCUCGGGGGCGGGGCCGGGGGCAGGUGGGGAGGAGGGUGCUCACCGACCGCAGCGGUCGGUGGAGGAGGCGGCCGCGCCGCUGCCGCGGUGGCUGCAGUCGCUGCCACUAGACGACGAGUUGAUGGUGCAGAUGGUGGAGAAGGCAAUCUGCAUGCAGUCAGCGUUCUUUGUGUCCUCCAUAGGUUCGACGUUCAGCAGCCAGAUCCAACACUUCCGCAACGGCGGUUUGGAGGAUGUAGAAUGGGGCGUGAUCGAGAGUAAGUUCCCUGCGCUCGUGACCCCGUGGACGGCGGAGACGGCGACGGCCAUGGCCAACGCCAACGCCCUUCCCGACGGCAGCGGCGGCGACGGCGCCAUUGCGACGGAGGGCAAGUUUGUAUCUUUGCGAGAGGGCGCCACGUUUCUCUGCGACAUGCAGCCGCCAAAGUACCCCGACCAGCGGCGUCUGCCGGACUACCACAACCCUAGGGUCUUUGUAGAGCAGAUGACGAAUUUAUUAUCGCCACUGCGCAGCGCGGUGCUUGGGCUGUGGCAUCGAGUCGUGAAGGGCGAGUCGGCGUCGGAUGCGCCGAUGGCGGCAGCUUCACCGCCGCCACCGGCGCACGGUCGGCAUUGGCCCACGCUUUCCCAGGCCCUGCUGAGGGCGCCGGUGCGCGUCCUGGAAUGGCUAUCUCUCGUAGUGGCGGACGGCCAUGCGAUGGCUGCGGCCAACCGCUUCGUGGACAUGUACACGGGCGGCGCAAUGGUGGCGUUGCUGGUGGAAGGGCGGGUGCAGGUGCCAGCAGCGGCGCUGGCGGACUGUGUGGUGGCGGCGGCAGCGGAGGCGGGCGCGGUGAGCCUCCAUGUGACGCUGGUGGAGGUGCCCGCGGACCAGCAGGUGCUGCUGAUGCAGGAACUGGAGGGGCGGACGGAGCUGGGACAGGUUACUCGCAUGGGCGGACCAGGCCAGGAGCGCGAAAACACGUUCACGCUUCUGUGGCGAGGAGAGGGUCUCAGUCGGCACGCCGAGCCCGCCCUCCUGGAGGAGCUGCCGACCUUUCUUGAACGAGUGGACGCCUACGUGUUGGCCAAGGCACGGGUGUUGUUGGGUGAUAGCCGCGGGUUGCUCUUCCGCCAGUCUGGCAAACUGCAUUAUUGCAGAACUGGAAUUGGGUCAUGUGAAAAGACGGAGUGCUUCGGCGGUUUCUUACCCACGGGGGGCCCGGGUGGCGUCCCCCGGCUGUAG